GGGCACCUCCCACGUGAGUACUGUUCCUUUGCGGAUGUUCAAGACGUUGACAGGAAACAACUGUAUCGCAGCAGAUCCCCGGAUCCCUGCGCCGCAGGAACAAGUGCGGAGAUUUUAAACUCUCUUUAUUUCACAGAUUGUCUCUCGUUGAUCCACGAUGCCCGACAGAACUCCUCCAGACUCCGGGGAACACUCCGCGCUGCUCCGCUUCUCCUCCGCACUGUUUUACGCGUGCAGCUCCUUUCUGAUCACGGUGGUGAAUAAAACCGUGCUGACCAGCUACAGGUUUCCCUCCUACAUGUUUCUGGGAAUAGGUCAGAUGGUCACCACUGUUGUUGUCAUUUACGCUGCCAAAAAGAGCAAAACAGUCCAGUUCCAGGACUUCGACAAAAGUAUUUUCAUCAAAGUAAGCGUUCAGAACAUGACUCAUCUUCAUCAUUCAUCCUUAUUCACAUGUCAUCUGUUUUCUAUUUGCAAUAUCGUAUAUGUCUUCUUUUUAAUAAUGUCUCUCCAGAUCUUCCCUCUUCCUCUGCUGUACGUUGGGAAUCAAAUAACAGGACUGGCCAGCACCAAAAAACUCAGUUUGCCCAUGUUCACAGUAUUACGGAAAUUCACCAUAUUGAUGACAAUGAUCUUGGAAGUGUAUAUACUAAGAAAAACGUUUCCCAGACGUCUUGUUUUCAGUGUUGUGACGAUAGUUGUUGGUGCCAUGAUUGCUGCGAGCUCCGACCUGGCCUUCGAUUUGAGGGCCUACACCUUCAUCCUGCUCAAUGAUGUCUUCACCGCCAGCAGCAGUGUGUACACCAAGCAGAAACUUGGCGUGGAGGGUCUCGGGAAGUACGGUGUCUUAUUUUACAAUGCGCUCCUCCUUGUUAUCCCCACUGUCCUGUUCAGUGCCUUGACGGGAGAUUUGCAGAUGGCCGUCACAUUUGAGGGCUGGUUUAAUAGCACGUUUGUUUUUUGUUUCCUCUUGUCCUGCAUCAUGGGGUUUGUGUUGAUGUAUUCCAUAGUCCUGUGCAGCUAUUAUAACUCUGCACUUACUACCUCAGUCGUUGGAGCAAUAAAGAAUGUUGCAGUAGCCUACGUUGGCAUAUUUGUGGGCGGAGACUACCUCUUCUCUUGGACUAACUUCAUAGGCCUCAGCAUUUGUAUGUCAGGUGGACUCGCCUACUCUUUUAUCACCUUUAGCACCAAAUCGUCUCAAGUGAAAGCAGAAGUGAAAGAGUUGAAGACGGACAUCACACUAGAUCCAACAGGGAGGGGAGUUACCAUCUUCUAAAUGAACGAUGUUUUAGCAUUCACCACUUGAUGGCAUUGUUCUGCUUCAUAUUGGAGCAUAAUAUUGCUUCCACACUUUUAUCAACCUUCGCUAUGGAGAUUAUAUUUUCAUCAUGUUUAUUACACAUUAAUUACUGAGCCAGUUCGCAUGGGCUGUGGGUGGGGGAAGAAACUGUCAAAUUAGGGGGAAGAUCUGGUUAUAGGGUGGAUUCUGGAUUAUAAUUUAAGAAUUUAUAUAUUUUUUUAAUCCUGACACAAGGCAUUUUUCAACAUUUUUGUAAAUUUCUCAGGAAAUGAUGUACAAAACAGAAUUUGAAUCUUAUUUAUGGCUGUUUUUUUCAAUUGAUGCAGAUUAUCAGACUACUUCCUGUUCCGUUGUUUUAUUUUAUUUUGUUCUUAUCUGUAAAGCACUUUGAAGCGUGCCAUAUAAAUAGUUUAUUAGGAUUAUUUUUCUAAAUACCAUAUGAGAGCUAGAUGGACACAUAUAGGACAGUUUGGCCUUGGUGGAGAUCAUCAUGUCACUCAGGGCCACUCAGGUUUUUAUAUUUAUUUAAGCUAAAUAAAUGAAUUUCUCUGGA
This is a messenger RNA of Hippoglossus stenolepis (Pacific halibut), 1856 nucleotides long. RefSeq names its product solute carrier family 35 member D2 (gene slc35d2). The record is from RefSeq and is a predicted model, not a curated record. The transcript is spliced from 11 exons. The coding region runs from base 158 to 1279 and encodes 373 amino acids. NCBI's taxonomy places the organism in Eukaryota, Metazoa, Chordata, Actinopteri, Pleuronectiformes, Pleuronectidae. Gene Ontology annotation, cellular component: Golgi apparatus. Gene Ontology annotation, molecular function: antiporter activity; GDP-fucose transmembrane transporter activity.